This is a messenger RNA of Pleuronectes platessa (European plaice), 1926 nucleotides long. Its product is annotated as solute carrier family 26 member 6. Gene Ontology annotation, biological process: transmembrane transport. Bases 1 to 1863 code for a protein of 620 amino acids. Gene Ontology annotation, cellular component: membrane. NCBI's taxonomy places the organism in Eukaryota, Metazoa, Chordata, Actinopteri, Pleuronectiformes, Pleuronectidae. The transcript is spliced from 17 exons. The record is from RefSeq and is a predicted model, not a curated record. Gene Ontology annotation, molecular function: bicarbonate transmembrane transporter activity; oxalate transmembrane transporter activity; chloride transmembrane transporter activity.
AUGGGAGAGCGAUGGAUGGCAUACAGCGUCCACAGGAAGAUCCUGGACGAAGGGGCUGUGGAUGAUAUGGCAGGAAAGUCAGAGUCUAAAACACAGACUCUGUCGGAGAAAGUCAAAAAGUCAAUGAGGUGCUCCGCUCCCCGGCUGAAGAGCUUCCUGCUGCGUAGCAUUCCUCUCUUAUCGUGGCUGCCCCGUUACUCCAUCAGGGAAUACGCCAUUGGUGACCUGAUCGCCGGGAUCAGUGUGGGGAUCCUGCAUCUACCUUUUGGUAUGAGUACUGCCUUGGUGACAUCUGUUCCUCCAAUCUUUGGCCUUUACACGUGCUUCUACCCCGUCCUUAUUUAUUUUAUCUUUGGCACAUCCAAGCACAUCUCCAUGGGACCAUACACAGUAGUGGGUGUGAUGAUAGGAGGAGUUGCAGAUCGACUAAUCCCAAACUCAGACUUUAUGAUAUGGGACAAUGUGACCAACUCCAGCAUAGUUGACACCAUGUCUCGAGAUGCAGCGAGGGUCCAAGUGGCUGCAGCUGUCACCUUCCUAUCUGGAGUAUUUCAGAUUUUGCUCGGUCUGGCACAGUUUGGUUUCCUGGUGACGUACCUGUCUGAGCCUCUGGUCCGAGGUUACACUACUGGAACUGCUUUUCACAUCAUUGUUUCCCAGCUCAAAUACGUCCUCGGCAUCAACCCCGUGGGACACAGUGGACUAUUGUCAUUGAUUUACACGUUAGCGGAGGUCUGUUAUCUUAUUCCACAAACCAACAUUGGUACUUUGGUGGUUAGUGUUGUCACCAUCGUCUGCCUUGUCGUCGCUACGGAGCUCAAUGCAUGCUUGAGUAAAAAACUACCUGUUCCUAUACCUAUGGAGCUGCUCGCUUUGAUUAUUGGUACAUUCGUGUCCUGGCAAGUGAACUUGGAGGAGAAUUAUGGAGUGGACGUGAUGGGACUCAUUCCCUCAGGUCUCCAGCCCCCGGUUUUCCCAGACAUCUCUCUGUUUGGUCAGGUAAUAGGGGACGCCUUUGCUGUGUCUGUGGUUGGCUACAGCGUGCUCAUCUCACUAGGACGAAUUUUCGCCCUCAAAUAUGGAUACCAGGUGGACAGCAGCCAGGAACUAAUCGCCCUGGGUCUGAGUAACUCUAUCGGAGGAAUGUUCCAGUGUUUGUCCAUCAGCGGCUCCAUGUCUCGAACUGCGAUUCAGGAGCGCGCAGGAGGGAAAACUCAGGCUGCUGGAGCACUAUCAGCAAUAGUUUCCCUUUUUAUCAUGCUUUGGAUUGGGGCUCUCUUUAAAGAUCUGCCUAAGGCAGUGCUGGCUGCCAUCAUCUAUGUCACCCUCCAUAGCAUGUUGAAGCAAUUCCUGGACAUCCCUGUACUGUGGAGAAAAAACAAAAUAGAUGCAGUCAUCUGGGCGGCCACCUUCAUCUUCACCUUGUUGUUGAACUCUGACAUUGGACUAGCUGCUAGCAUCGGCUUCUCCAUUCUCACCGUCAUCUUCAGGACACAGCUCCCUAAGUAUUCCCUGCUGGGGCAGGUCCCAGGCACUGACAUGUACAGGCCACUGGAGGAGUACAAACAGGUGAGACAGGUGCAAGGGAUUUUGAUCUUCCGUUCCUCUGCUACACUCUACUUUGCUAAUGCUGAGAUGUAUCAAGAUGCCCUGGGAAAGAAGAUCCAAAGAGACUAUGGAGAAAUUGGUAUCGAGGUGGUUCUUGCUGGCUGCCAAACUGGAGUUGUGGACAACCUGCAGACUGGAGGUUUCUUUGAUGACAAAAUGACAAAGUCCUGUCUGUUCUCCACCAUCCAUGAUGCCGUUUUGUUCUGUCAGUCGGCCAGAAUGGAAGAUGAGGAGACCAUGGAGACAGUGUUCUGAGUCCUGAGAGGACAGAUGGAGGACAUCGUGAAAAAUGACAGAAAUUGAUUUUAUGCCCUGACC